Molecule: messenger RNA, 2001 nt
Organism: Adineta ricciae
Lineage: Eukaryota; Metazoa; Rotifera; Eurotatoria; Adinetida; Adinetidae
Source: the annotation of a GenBank genome assembly
AUGUCAUUUACCUCGACUCUCACCCUUGCUCAUUCGGCAUCAAAUAACAGAACUCGUCUUUUAUCUGAAUCGACGACAGCUGGUCUGUUCAUGGAUUUCACAGGUAUUUUAUUUGGAUUUCUGGUCAUUAUCGUUGUUGUUCUGUUCUUGGGUGCUUUGAAUUACUUUUUGAGUCGUUCCCAAUCAAAUACACAGUCGCAAACGUCCAGCAGUCGAACGAAUGCUUGCAGUAUGCGACGAAAACAAGCGCGACUAGCGAAGAAAAAUCAGCGUUUACAACAAGCAAAUACGAUAAACGAGAAUUUAAAUAGUAAUACUAAUGAGAAACAUGAAGCACAAUCAACGAUAUCGAAGGGUGAGGGUGGAGGAGAAGAAGAAGAAGAACAAUCAUCCGUACAACCAACUGAUGAUGACAACGAAGAAUUCUAUGAUGCUAUGAAAAAUGAUGAGGUUAUUAACGAUUCUCCUUCGACAUCUAUUCCACCUGACGAAGAACCACUUGUACCGGUUAAACAGCGGAAAAAGAACAAAGUCAAUAGUAAACCUUCGAUUGAAUCAAUUCUACCGAAACCACAAGCAAGUGUUGUGCCCGUCAAGCAAACCCAAACAUCUAUUCCUUCACCAAACAUUCCAAUCGACCAAAACUCUAAGUCAAAUGCCCGUUUACCACCGUCGUACAAUCUCUAUGCAUAUCCAACACAGAAAUCCUUACCACCUCGAUUUCAACAGCGGCAACAUCGAGAUUUGAAUUCGGCAGAGAAACUUCGAAGAAGAAAACCAUCAACACCCAUCAGAAAAUCAGCAAUUCAACCCGAAGCAGCCGCGAGACAAAACGAUUUUGUACCAUUAUCCAUCAGACAGCAAACAUCAAAUAAGAAUAAUCAUCUUGAAUCUUCUCAUCACAAUGGAUAUUCAUCCGAAUCAGAUAAUUUAUCCGAAACACCCUCAACCAUACACACUGAUAAUGCAAAACGUAGUUCAACUAUCUCAACUUCGACCGAUUCUCAACUGGAUCUAGUUCGUUCAUUGUCGACAUCAAAUAGUUUUGUUAAUGACUUGGUCACUUUAUUCGACCGAGUUCCAUUUUCCUCCGAUGAAUUGGAACUAAUUCUAAACAAAAUCUCGACAAAACAACUGUUGAAUCGACAAGACUGGCAACGGUUAUUGGCGACGAACUCAGCGAAAAAUGACAAAACGAUCGAAAGGAUUCUCGACGAAACUUACCGAAGCCAAGCAAAAAUUCUCGCUAUCGAAUUGCAAAAUGAGAAAAAUCGCGUUUUAGAAUUGACAAAAACGAAUGCAGAAAUGGAGAACACCGUCCGACAGUUACAACAACCGAACAACAGUCUUAUACCAUAUCAACAAACAAUUCAUUCAUAUCAAAUGCAACUUCGACGAUUAACAGACGAUAACACGCGUUUAGCUCAUCAGUUACACGCGUAUUCGAUGAUGCCAGGAUCGAUUAAUGAACUAAAACAACAACAACAAAUUCUUCAAGAACAAUUACAACAGCUAACACAAAGAAACAGCGCGUUAGAACAGGAAAUCGCCGAUGGACAACUUGCCAGUAAACAUGCAGCUGAAAUCUAUAAGAAAGCUGAUGCACAGAAACAAGAGCGAAUCGAACAAAUGCUUAUCGAUUUAAAUAAGUACAAGAAAAUCGAUAAAGAUUUGGCGGCACUUCAGCAGAAACACAAAGGAUUGGAGAAAAGUUCAAAAACGAAAUUAAACGAUUUGAUACAAGAACGAAAUGAAUUGCAAAAGUCGUGCGAAAAACUUCAAGAACAACUGCAACAAGACGAACAAAUUAAACAUCAAUACGAUGAAUUGGUGCAGAAUCAAACUCAAGUUGCGAAUCUCGAUGAACUUCAGCAGGAAUUAGCGGAAGUAAAAGCGAAAAACGAUACACUUCGACAACGAAAUCUGAAAAUCAUGGAACAAUUGAACAAACUUCGAAACAACAAUUCAGAAAAUCAAACAAUCUCCACCGAUGCAAUCUGA